This is a messenger RNA of Cyprinus carpio (common carp), 3037 nucleotides long. Its product is annotated as ubiquitin carboxyl-terminal hydrolase CYLD-like. The record is from RefSeq and is a predicted model, not a curated record. NCBI's taxonomy places the organism in Eukaryota, Metazoa, Chordata, Actinopteri, Cypriniformes, Cyprinidae. Gene Ontology annotation, cellular component: cytosol. Bases 712 to 2673 code for a protein of 653 amino acids. Gene Ontology annotation, molecular function: K63-linked deubiquitinase activity; cysteine-type deubiquitinase activity. Gene Ontology annotation, biological process: protein K63-linked deubiquitination. The transcript is spliced from 13 exons.
CUUAUAUUUUCAGUCAAAUUAAGAUAAUAUUUUGCCUACAUUUUUAGUUCAGUUAAGUGCAUAUGGAAGUGUGGAUGGUGGCAUUCACCUCUAUCUCAUAUCUCCUUGCAUACUGAGGUGCACUGAACUUUCCCUUUAUAAUGACUAAUAUUUUAACAAAGUAUUUGCCAAUGCAAAGAACAAGUUACAAAACAAGUCCAUCAAGUUAAAGAAGUCAGACACUCAGAUAUUCGAGGUCAGGUGCUUUCAACCAAAGUACAUGAAAAACAAAGUGUGCACACAAAAGCAAGCACAUAAUGAACUAACAGUGCAGACUUUUGAAUAUGUUAAACGGCGACUGUCUACAACAUGAAGGUGCUCAAAACAUGCCUUUAACUUAAUUGAAUAUUUGUUGACUGGGUUUUUUGUAAUGUAAAAUAUAAACUGUAUUGAUUAAAUAAUCUUUCAGUCUUAUAAUGCAAAUGUAUUCAAAUAAAUACAAUUAAUAUAUAAUAAACAAUGAAAAUUAAUUGAUAUUGCUUUUUGUGUUACCGAUUUUCUGGCUAACACAGAUGGGCAUCUUAAGUGUCAGGAUUUUGUUGCAUGUCAACAAUGGAAUGUCGGAAUGACAUCACAACUUACUAGUAGUAGUCUACAUAACUGACUCCUUCUGUGUUCAUAAGGCGACUGCUGUCAGUUAACGCGCGCUGCGUGGAGCAAACACUCUUCAACAUGGAACGGAACGAGGAAGGACAGGAGCGCUACUUUAUUGUAGCGAGGAGAAGUAAGAAGGGCUUAUCUCGCGGGUCUAUUGGGCGCGCGGAUGCGGAGACAGCAACAGGAGAUCUCAUAGGAAUGGUUUAUGGAGGAGGUGGCAGUGCCAGGAGCAGUGGCACGGUGAAGAAGCAGGACACAUGCCCACUCACACGCCAUCAAGCUCAGCUACUUCUGUUCGUUUCUCCCGCCAGCAGGCGGCUGGAGCUCCUGCGCAACGUCCAGCUCUUCACUAAAAUCUGUGCUCUUGCUCAGGAGGAUCUUGUAGUGGUCAAACACAAGAAGGACUUUCAGCCAUGCCUCGUCAAAAAUCUGAUUCAAUUAGGCAAGAAAGACAAACCAGGAGUCUUGCAGAUGCUGGGAUUUGAGCUGGACUUAGUGGACACUGAGCAUGAUAUUUUGUCGAAGACUGCUCCUCUCCCCUUCUUCAGCGCAGCUGACAUUGUCCAGGUGGCUCCAUCGCAUUUAAACACCAGGCAACCGCUGAGAGACAGUGGUGAUUUGGAUUUUAAAAGGAAAGAGGUGUCUCGCAUUAAUUCCAUGCCAGCUCUCAACUCACACAAUGCAAAAAAGCAAAGUAUAAGUAACACGGAUGUGUCCAGCUCCAUUCAGGCCUUGUCCCAAUAUUCUUUGGAGGUGGGGUCCAUGGCAGAGGUCAUAUCUUUGAAUGGACUGACCGUGUAUGGGGUGAUCAGAUGGAUUGGAGUUCCAGAGGGAAAGAAAAAUUGCUGGGCAGGACUUGAGCUGGACAAUGAGGCGACAACUUGUUCAGAUGGGACAUUUGGUACAAAGCGGUAUUUCACCUGUGAAGGAAACAAAGCCUUGUAUGUGCCUCUGACCAACUGCAAACCAGACAGCAGAUUUCUGUUCAUCCCGAAUGAGAUCCCAAAAACCAUUAUUCUCUAUCUAGAUGCCACUCUCUUUAGUCUCUUCACAUCAUCCACAGCUUUCAACAGAAUGUUUAACAGAUCAGCAGAUAGCGACGAAGGCAUUUCACACAUUUUAAGAUGGGACAUUGUGAACCGUUUACGCAGAUCAGGCUUUGUUCCAGCAGAGAGUGUGAUGAAGUUUCGUAAACAGCUGGGCUGCAAAUCUUUUGCUACAGAGGAGAAAGAUCCAGAGGAGUUCAUCACCCUACUACUAAAGCAUGUUUUACACAUAGAGCCAUUGCUCAAAAUUAGGUCACAUGGAGAGUUGGCACAGGAUGCCUAUACGCAUCAGAUCAUUGUAGAGAAGAAUCAGGUGCGAGCUGUGCCUUCAGUUCAACAGCUGCUUGAAAUGUCUUUCGUGUCAAGCAAUCUAAAGUUUGAAGAGAUUCCAUCUUGCCUUAUAGUUCAGAUGCCACGGUUUGGAAAGAAGUUCAAGAUGUUCCCUAAAAUCAUUCCCUCAACAGAGCUGGACAUCACAGACAUCUUGCAUUGUUCUCCCAAGGAAUGUUUUCUGUGUGGUCAUCUUGCUGAAUAUGAGUGUUUCCAGUGCCUGAUGGACCAUAAGCUCCAACCAGGCAAAAUUAAGCAGUAUUGCUCCACCUGCAACACACAGGUUCACAUUCAUCCCUCCCGAAAGGAACAUACUCCUCACAAACUUACAGAUCCAGAUCAUCUUCCAGAAGAUGCACCUGUAGAGAGGCACCAGAUGCAGCUGUUUGCAGUCCUCUGUAUAGACACCAGCCAUUAUGUAUCUUUUGUCAAAUAUGGGCCUAACCCACGGUCCUGGAUCUUUUUCAACAGCAUGGCUGACCGAUGCGGUGAUGAUAAGAAUGGCUACAACGUUCCUGUGAUCAGGUCCUGUCCUGAGAUUGGAGACUUCUUUUCACAAUCUGAAGAGGAAAUGUCCAAAGCGGAUGUGAGAGAGUGCAGUGAGCUGGUGCGCAGACUGCUGUGUGAUUCAUACAUGUGUCUAUAUCAGAGAACAGAGUGAACAGAGGCAUUUGUGACAUGUUCAGACCUUAUCUCUUGGGUCAUUACAUCAUCAGAGUUGACACAUGAGUUACACUGAUGUUUUACUUAGACACUCCGUUCUUUAUCAAAUUGUUCUUUUGUGAUUUCUAAUAAAAGUGUAUUUAUAUGUAAAAGGUAAGCCAUUUUAUCAGGUGGAGAUAUACAUUUAUACACAAGCGACAGUUUAAUUUAUUUUGAUAGUUUAGCAUGUUCAGUAUUAUUUCUUUUGUAGUACGUUCAGUAUGAUUUUUGUUUAAGUUUAUUUGUACUCAGUAUACUCUGUUUUGAAAAUCAUUAAAGUUGUACAACAUUUAUAUUUGUAUUAAAUAAUUAUGCUAUACCAA